AAGCUGCAAUAUCUUGUAACAACGAAAAUGACAUAUACUUAACGGUAAGCGUAGCAAGAGACCCAGAACAGAGCCUUAUCCACUUAACCGCUGCUAGGACUGCAUGACCCACCUAAUUACAGCCAAAACCACCGGUCCAAGUCAACAACCUUCUCUCAUCCUCUACUUCCUCACAAGUAUAUCUACGCCCCAUCCGCUGCUUUUGGAUCGGGUCUCUAUCUAUUUCUCUCGAUCUCUUUCUUUCUGCAUUUUCUUUGAGUUUCUGAAUAGAAGGAGAUUGGAGACCAAAUCACAGAGAACUAAUGAGAAAACCUUGCUGUGAUAAAGAAGGCACCAACAAGGGCGCUUGGUCCAAGCAAGAAGACCAAAAGCUCAUCGACUACAUCCGAAACCACGGCGAAGGCUGUUGGCGUUCCCUCCCCAAGGCUGCAGGGUUGGAUCGUUGCGGCAAAAGUUGCAGGCUUAGAUGGAUAAACUAUCUCAGGCCAGACAUCAAACGCGGUAACUUUGGUCAAGAUGAAGAGGACCUCAUCAUCAAGCUCCAUGCCCUCCUUGGCAAUCGGUGGUCACUCAUAGCCGGAAGGCUACCAGGACGGACAGACAAUGAGGUAAAGAACUAUUGGAACUCUCACAUCCGGAGAAAACUAAUAAGCAUGGGUAUUGAUCCAAAUAACCAUAGGCUAAACCAGAUUCCUUCUCGGCCUCAACCUAAGUGCGACGUUUCUGCAGCUGCAACAUCUUCUGAGUCGAUGAAUAAUGAGCGUAAGCCGCUGAAAUCCUUUGGCAAGAUCGAUAGGCCGGUUUCUGACGGUGCCAGUAGUAGCCUCGAAGAUGAAAUGCCUGGUUCUUUAGACUUGAAUCUUGAUCUCACCAUUGCCUUUCCUAGUUCUCCUCCUGUUACCCUCGUGGAAGAGAAGCGGCAAAGUUCCAAGUCCACUGGGACAAGGGAAAUAUUAUUGGAAAGUGAACCAGCUCCUACCCUCAUCCUUUUUUAGAUUUAAGAUUAAUUAUAUGCUAUUUUAUAUUUUAUAGACAAAUUGAAUCAUGUUCUAAAUAUUCCUGUCCUGGAAUCGGAGAUAGAAAGAUUCAUGAGGAGAAACUGUUUGGAUGGAGAAUUUUAUUUUGGUGCCGGCAAACACUAGCCAGCGAUUAUAACGCGGUACGUCCAAGUCCUGGAUGGAAUUACAUGAAUUAAUUAUAUAUACGUGGCUAAAUUGUUGAUAAUGUUUCAGUUGUACAGCUCAGAACAUGAAAGCUCAGAAGAAUAGCAUAUAAAUUAAAUGAGAGAUGGAUCGAGUAGUAGACUAGUAAGUAGUACUACUCCAAUCAUCAGAAAUUGAUGUAUGGAAGGCACCAUCUGUCAGAGGGCCAAGAUCACUAAUGUAGGAUGAUGAUCAUUGGACUAUGCUGUAUAUGUUAUUGAUCUGUAGAACUACUCGUUAAUUAUAUAUUUAUUUGAAUGAUGAACUUCGUUAUCAUGAUCAGAAUUUGAAUAA
This is a messenger RNA of Juglans regia (Persian walnut), 1496 nucleotides long. Its product is annotated as transcription repressor MYB6-like. Lineage: Eukaryota; Viridiplantae; Streptophyta; Magnoliopsida; Fagales; Juglandaceae. The transcript has 3 exons. The coding region runs from base 303 to 995 and encodes 230 amino acids. The record is from RefSeq and is a predicted model, not a curated record.